Messenger RNA from Phragmites australis (common reed), 3950 nucleotides. RefSeq names its product probable LRR receptor-like serine/threonine-protein kinase At1g74360. Gene Ontology annotation, molecular function: protein kinase activity; receptor serine/threonine kinase binding; ATP binding. The coding region runs from base 449 to 3778 and encodes 1109 amino acids. NCBI's taxonomy places the organism in Eukaryota, Viridiplantae, Streptophyta, Magnoliopsida, Poales, Poaceae. Gene Ontology annotation, biological process: protein phosphorylation. The transcript is spliced from 2 exons. The record is from RefSeq and is a predicted model, not a curated record.
GAGGAGAAUUCAAAGACCACAACCCGAGCAAGUUUCUCCGCUCCUCCUCUGCCCCCCUCCCACCCCCAUGCAGUCAGCAGUAGCGAUUAACAAAGUUGAAACCCUGGCCUAAUCCAGGGCACAGUCGCAGUGUGGUUUUAGUAAACGCAGGGAUUCAAAGGAUAGGACCGGAGACAACAGCGACAGCCGACCCAUCAGUUGGCGUGCUCGUCGUCCACAUGCGGCCGGGCUCCAGCCAUUAGAUAACUUGUGAGUAGCAGCGAAGAUUUUGUCUCUCUCGGCUUGCUCCAUCUGUCUGUGGAAGAAGAGAACGGGAGAGAGAAGCAGACGCAGCAGAGACGCCACACGCGCAUGCGGGUUGAGGAUAGCAAGGCCGCUCGAUCCGUCGUCCCCGUCGCCGUAGCCUCCGCUUCGCGUCGGGUUCUUCCAUGAUUCGGGAGGCAAGGCCAUGUCUCCUUUCCUCCUCGGAUUCCUCGGCCUACUCCUCGUCGCAGGUGAGGUGACGGUGGUGAUCGGCGCGCAGGGCGGCAACGGCAGCGCCAGCGGCGACAAGGAGGUGCUCGUCGAGCUCAAGCGGUUCCUGCAGGAGAACAACAAGGUGAACCGCGGCGAAUAUGACGCGUGGCAGGAGUCCGACCCGUCGCCGUGCGGGUGGUUCGGCGUGGGGUGUGACGCGGACCGCCGCGUCACGUCGCUGGACCUGUCCGGUUCGAGUAUCUCCGGCCCGGCGUUCGGCAACUUCUCGCGGCUCUCGGCGCUCACUUCGCUCGACCUCUCCGUCAACACCAUCAGCGGCGCCGGCGACAUAAGCCAAUGCCGCGGCCUCGUGCACCUCAACCUGUCUCAUAACCUCAUCAGCGGGCCGCUGGAACUGCCCGGCCUGACCAGACUGCGGACGCUCGACGUGUCCUGGAACCGGCUCGAGGGCGGCAUCGCGGCCAACUUCCCGGCGAUAUGCACCGACCUCGUCAUGCUCAACGUGUCCACCAACAAGCUCACCGGUAACAUCACCGGGCUGUUCGAUGGCUGCGCCAGGCUCGAGUACGCCGACCUCAGCUCGAACAACUUCACCGGCGAGCUAUGGCCGGGCGUCGCGAGGUUCAGGCAGUUCAACGCCGCCGAGAACAACCUCACCGGGAGCGUCCCUCCGGACACGUUCCCGGACGGCUGCAAGCUCGAGUCUUUAGACCUCUCCGCGAACCAGCUGACCGGAAGCUUCCCGGAUUCCGUCGCGAAGUGCUCCAACCUGACAUAUUUGUCGCUUUGGGGGAAUGGCUUCGCCGGAGUGAUAUCGGCCGGGAUCGGAGAGCUCGCCGGGCUCGAGACGCUGAUUCUUGGGAAGAAUCAGUUUGACCGGAGGAUACCGCUGGCGCUGACUAACUGCACGAGCCUUCAGUUCUUGGACAUCAGCAGCAACAUGUUUGGAGGGAACGUGCAGGAAAUCUUUGGCAGGUUUGCGAGCUUAAGAUACCUUGUGUUGCACCACAACAACUACACCGGUGGCAUCGUCACCUCCGGCGUACUCCGGCUACCGCUACUGGCCAGGCUCGACCUCAGCUUCAACGAGUUCUCGGGCGAGCUCCCACCGGAGGUGGCCGACAUGAAGAGCCUCAAGUACCUGAUGCUCGCCUGGAACAACUUCUCCGGCAAGAUACCGCCGGCUUACGGACGGAUCACGGAGCUCCAGGCAAUGGACUUGUCGUAUAACAAGCUCACCGGGGGGAUACCGGCAAGCCUAGGGAACCUCACGUCGCUUUUGUGGCUGAUGCUCGCCGGGAAUCAGCUCUCAGGCGAGAUACCGCCGGAAAUCGGAAACUGCACCAGCUUGCUCUGGCUGAACCUGGCCGACAACCAGUUGACCGGGAAGAUCCCGUCGGAGAUGGCAGCGAUAGGGAGAGACCCCGGACCUACGUUUACCAAGAAUCGGAACGAUCCCAACGUGCUCGCCGGCUCCGGCGACUGCCAGGCCAUGACAAGGUGGAUCCCGGCUAGCUAUCCCCCGUUCAGCUUCGUGUACUCGGUCAUGACACGGGAGAAUUGCCGCAGCAUAUGGGACCGACUUCUAAAAGGCUACGGCAUCGUCCCGAUCUGCACCAACUCGUCGUCGCCGGUGAGGUCCAGCACGAUCUCCGGGUACGUGCAGCUGUCCAGGAACUUUCUGUCCGGAGAGAUACCGCCGGAGAUCGGCGCAAUGCGGAACCUCAGCCUGCUCCACCUCGACGACAACCGGCUCACGGGGCAGCUUCCGCCGGAGAUCGGCCAGCUCCCUCUCGUCGUGCUGAAUGUCUCAAGAAACAACAUCUCAGGCGCGAUCCCACCGGAGAUCGGCAGCAUUCUGUGCCUCGAGAUGAUGGACCUGUCCUACAAUAACUUCUCCGGAGAGCUGCCGGCGAGCCUAAGCAAGCUCACGGAGCUGAACAGGUUCAACGUGUCCUACAACCCGCUUCUCUCCGGCAGCGUCCCCACCGCCGGCCAAUUCGGGACCUUCGACGAGCAGUCCUUUCUCGGCGACCCACUCAUUUCAUUGCAGCGAGGCACCGACAACCAACCGCCACCGGAAGCUGCAGAGGUUCCCGCGGUUGUAAGGCGCGGUAUGUCUCCAAGAACCAUCGCGGUGUGGUUCCUGUUCUCCCUCUUGGUCGCCUUCAUCGCCGGCGCCUUCGUGUUCUUCAUGGUCAAUCUGCGUGCGCGGUUCCCCGUGGACCAGGACCCGGACCACGAGUCGUUCUCGUAUGAGGACCCCAAGUGCUGCUCCGGCAAGUGCGCUUUGCAGAUGUCGACGUCUUCCCUGACGUCGGGGUCAUCGUCAUCGGCGACCGGGUGCUCCUCCUCGACGGAGGGGGUGAAAGUGUUCCGGCUCGGCAAGACGGCGUUCACCUACGGCGACAUCGUGGCGGCAACGGGCAACUUCUCGGACGACCUGGUGAUCGGUCGCGGCGGCUCCGGCGUGGUGUACCGCGGCGUGCUCCCCGACGGCCGCGCCGUGGCGGUCAAGAAGCUCGCGAGGCUGCGCGACGGCGACGGCGAGCGCGAGUUCCGCGCCGAGAUGGAGGUGCUCGCCGACCGGAUGGGGUCCACGUGGACACACCCGAACCUCGUCACGCUCUACGGGUGGUGCCUGUCCGGUUCGGCCAAGAUCCUGGUGUACGAGUACCUUGACGGCGGCAACCUGGAGUCGCUGAUCGGCGACACGGCCGAGUUCGGUUGGGCGCGGCGGUUGGACACGGCCAUCGGCGUGGCGCUGGCGCUCGUGUUCCUGCACCACGAGUGCCGCCCCGCCGUGGUGCACCGCGAUGUGAAGGCUAGCAACGUGCUCCUCGACCGCGACGGGCGCGCCAAGGUGACGGACUUCGGGCUGGCUCGGGUGGUCCGGCCCGGCGACACGCACGUGAGCACGGUGGUGGCCGGGACCGUGGGGUAUGUGGCGCCGGAGUACGGGCAGACGUGGCGCGCCACGACGAAGGGCGACGUGUACAGCUACGGCGUGCUCCUGAUGGAGCUCGCCACGGGCCGGCGUGCCGUGGACGGUGGCGAGGAGGAGUGCCUGGUGGAGUGGGGCCGGAGGAUGGCCAAGGAAGGGUGGAUAUCCAAGGAGGAGACGGCCGCGGCGAGGAGCCCGGUGUCCUGGGAGCUGCUGAUGCUCGGCAUGCGGUGCACGGCCGACGCUCCGCAGGAGCGGCCAGACAUGCCGGACGUGCUCGCCGCGCUGCUCGGCGUAGCCGAGAACGGCGGCGCGAGCUGUAGAUACCGUGAUGGCGGGCAACUCCAGUUCACGUAGCAAGUUCGAUUUUUGUUGUUGUUUGGAUUACGCACCUGUUUCUUCACAGAAUUUUAGUUGUUUUAGUUAGUUUAGCAUUGAUUCUUGAUGUGAAUAACAGGAGUAGGAGACGAGAAGCAAUUUUGGUUGUAGACAGUCACACAGUUGUUUCUACUCUGAUUUUUUGCUCACA